GCCGAGACCCUCAACCCACCCCCACCCCGUGCCCAACGACCCCACCCUGGGGCUGCGCGGCCCGUCGGGCUGAUCCAGACGCCCGGUACAUCUUGCUCCCUCUUGAGACCCGCCCCGCUCCUAACCGGGGUUCGGGCCGCAGGGACUUGGGUUCCCAGCCCUGAAUACCCUGCCUGGGAUCCGCUUGGAUGGGGCCUCUCCCGUCCCCCAUCGUCAACUUUCCCUGCCGGCCCCUGGGGCACGUAUGAAGGGAAUUGGGGGGCCGGUCUGCUGCCUGUUUCCAGAGCUGCUUGGAAAGCUCAGAAGACCCUUCCGAAGGGUUCAUACCGUCUUGGGCAAAAGAGCACCCAGUUCAUCCCUAGCACCCGUGCCAGUAUCUGAUCCCUUACCUGUUCUACAGUUCAAAACCCGGGGAACUACACCCCCUGGAAAAAUAAAAUGAAGUAACUAAAGCCACGUGCAAGGGUUGUGCUUGGAGAAUGGCCUCUGGAGAGGGGAAGUGCCGGAGACACCUGAGGAUCUGAGGAUGUUUCCAAACAAAGAGCCCCAGGGCACUCCCUCUAGGGGAUUCUGAAAACUAUCUGCUCCAUUAGGAUAGCAGGAAGUAGCUGCACAGACGCUCCUCCUGGCCCCAGGGGUGUGCCUGAUCCCAGCUGAUCUUUUAAUGCUCCCGGUACAGAUGGGGAGCUGCCUGUGGGCCCUCAUUGCUGGGUGGGGCAUUAGAUGUUAGACGUGAUCCACAGCCUACAGCUGCUUCAGAGAAGCCUGGAACAACUUGGGUGUUUCCAGACAACUCCAUCUGGGCGGUACCAAGGUUGGCCCUCCAAGCCCUGGUUAGAACAGCUCACAUUUCUGCUGUCCACCUUAUGGACUGUCCUCCUUGGAGCCCUUAGAUCUCAUUGUUAGACCCUGGGCUCUUGAUCUGGCUGCCUGGCCCCAAAGCUGCCUGAUUGUGUAGCGCUGUGUCAUUACCACCUACUGCUCAUCAUCUUUUUAGGUUCUGUUGAAGGAGAGUCUGGUUGGUCUCCAGGACUCUAGAGCUAGGAAUUGAACCCCCAGAUGGCCUAUUUGGGAGCUCUGAAAGCAGAACUUCUGAUGGGCAGGGAAAUUCACCCCUGGGCACCUGAAUAGCAGCCUCUUUAGGAACAGGGAUGGGCAUGGAUAUUGGGUGGAAGUCUGGACCCUUCAGCCAGCAUUCAGGGAGCAUUUAAGGUGCCGAGCGCUGGUUUGCGGCUGCCCGGGCAGGUCUGCAGUACCUAAUGCCAUGAGCGUGGUGGUGCAGCAUGUGGAGGAGAAGGCUGUACACUCUUGGUCACGGAUCUCCACGGCAGGGAAGAAGGCCCUGGAGGAGGCGCUGCUUGUCUUUAACCCCAUGAGCCAGGAUCUCAGUGCCACAGAGGCACAGCUUGUGGCCUUUCUGCAGGGCCUACGGGAUGAUGGUUUCCAGCCCACCAUCUUGCGCAGUGGCGAUGUCUAUGGCUACAGUUCGUGCACGGCCAAACCCCCAAGCCAGACGAAGCUGCAGGCUCGUGCCCCCACCCCAGCCACCACAUCGCUUCCGGCCAGUGCUCCCCGAACUGCUAUGCGGCUGCCUGCAGGCCGGGCCACGCUGCUUCCCAUGCCACUGUCUGGCAGACUGGCCAAAGCAUCCACACCAGCCCUUGCCAAGCACGCUACCACCAACUUGCUACUGAACUCCCUGAAGCAGUCAAGUGCCAGCCGUGCCCGGGGCACGGCGAUGGGUUUCCCCGCCCACCUCUACCCAGGUGUCUACCCUGCCAUGCGGCUCUCCGUUGUCCUCGAGGCGCUGGUUCCGCUCAAGACUCCCAUGCCCUGCUUGGGUACCAAGCACAAGACACAGUCCCUGCAGCUCUCUCUUGCGGACUCUUCCCUGAAGCUGCGGAAAGGUUCGGCGAAGGGGCUGGGGAACGCCCAGCCCAGAGUUCCCAGAAAAGCCACAAGCAAGGGUCCUAAGUGUCUGGUUCGCCGAGGCCCCAGGGCUGGACCCCGACAAAGCACUGGGCCUCGGAGAAAGACCUGUAAGACUACUGGAUCCCUCAGUGGCCCACGAAUGAAAGGUGUCUCUUCCUUGAGCAUCAAAACAGCCCAGGCCAAGACAGCUAAAACACUAGCCAAAGUGGCCUGUGCACAGGCCAAGGUGGCAAAGGCCCGGGAAAAAGCUAAGGCAGCUCGUGCCAGGGCCAAGGCCAAGGCAGCACGGAUCAAGGCCAAGGCCAAGGCCAAGGCAAUGCGGGCCAGGGCCAAGGCCAAAGCCAAGGCAGUGCGGGCCAGGGCCAAGGCCAAGGAAAUGCGAGCCAGGGCCAAGGCCAAGGCAACGUGGGCCAAGGUGGCUCGGACCCAGCGCAGGGGCAGGGGCAGGCCGAAAGGGUCUGUUCAGGCCAGAACUGCAAGGCCAGGCCAGAAAAGCCGUCCUGAGACUGUGGGGCAGAAGAGGAAAAGGGCUGAAGAGGCUAAAGAUCUUCCCCAGAAGAGAUCACGGCUUGGGCCCCGAUCCCCUAAGGCAUGUCUAGGUCCUGGAACAGCAAAGCUACUGAAAUUCCAGGCCAUCAAGGUGGACAGGCGGUUCUCAGACGAUGAGGUGCGGCUGCAGGCUCAACGUAUCCUCCGUGUGAACCUGUCCCCUGUAAUACGGCUACAGCCGUUGCUGCCAUACUCGGUACCCUGAUUCCUUCACAUAGCAAUGUUUCGGGAAACUGAGCCCAACUGUCUGUGUUGUCAGUGGCACAGUGUGCAAUGCCCAUGGACUCUGGGUGCCUCUCCAGGGCCCUGGCAGCCACCAGCCUUCUUUCAAAGACUGGGGGGUGUGGGGUUGGGGUGGGUGGGCGGGAGGGGGUGUUCUCAUGGAGCAAUGCACUGUGACUCGUUACUCUUCAAGUUGUAUGUUCACUGUUUCAUCUAUCACGUUUUAUACCUUUCCAC
Molecule: messenger RNA, 2940 nt
Organism: Phyllostomus discolor (pale spear-nosed bat)
Lineage: Eukaryota; Metazoa; Chordata; Mammalia; Chiroptera; Phyllostomidae
Gene: CCDC71
Product: coiled-coil domain containing 71
Exons: 2
Coding region: 1265-2686 (473 amino acids)
Source: RefSeq, a predicted model, not a curated record